Messenger RNA from Salvelinus fontinalis (brook trout), 4087 nucleotides. RefSeq names its product trace amine-associated receptor 1-like. The record is from RefSeq and is a predicted model, not a curated record. The transcript has 2 exons. Bases 2876 to 3913 code for a protein of 345 amino acids. Gene Ontology annotation, molecular function: trace-amine receptor activity. Lineage: Eukaryota; Metazoa; Chordata; Actinopteri; Salmoniformes; Salmonidae. Gene Ontology annotation, cellular component: membrane. Gene Ontology annotation, biological process: adenylate cyclase-activating adrenergic receptor signaling pathway.
UCAAACUGUCCACUUAGGAAGCAACACUGAUUGACAAUAAAUUGCACAUGCUGUUGUGCAAAUGGAAUAGACAAAAGGUGGAAAUUAUAGGCAAUUAGCAAGACACCCUCAAUAAAGGAGUGAUUCUGCAGGUGGUGACCACAGACCACUUCUCAGUUCCUAUGCUUCCUGGCUGAUGUUUUGAUCACUUUUGAAUGCUGGCGGAGCUCUCACUCUAGUGGUAGCAUGAGACGGAGUCUACAACCCACACAAGUGGCUCAGGUAGUGCAGCUCAUCCAGGAUGGCACAUCAAUGCGAGCUGUGGCAAGAAGGUUUGCUGUGUCUGUCAGCGUAGUGUCCAGAGCAUGGAGGCGCUACCAGGAGACAGGCCAGUACAUCAGGAGACGUGGAGGAGGCCGUAGGAGGGCAACAACCCAGCAGCAGGACCGCUACCUCCGCCUUUGUGCAAGGAGGAGCACUGCCAGAGCCCUGCAAAAUGACCUCCAGCAGGCCACAAAUGUGCAUGUGUCAGCAUAUGGUCUCACAAGGGCUCUGAGGAUCUCAUCUCGGCACCUAAUGGCAGUCAGGCUACCUCUGGCGAGCACAUGAAGGGCUGUGCGGCCCCACAAAGAAAUGCCACCCCACACCAUGACUGACCCACCGCCAAACCGGUCAUGCUGGAGGAUGUUGCAGGCAGCAGAACGUUCUCCACGGCGUCUCCAGACUCUGUCACGUCUGUCACAUGUGCUCAUGUGCUCAGUGUGAACCUGCUUUCAUCUGUGAAGAGCACAGGGCGCCAGUGGCGAAUUUGCCAAUAUUGGUGUUCUCUGGCAAAUGCCAAAUGUCCUGCACGGUGUUGGGCUGUAAGCACAACCCCCACCUGUGGACGUCGGGCCCUCAUACCACCCUCAUGGAGUCUGUUUCUGACCGUUUGAGCAGACACAUGCACAUUUGUGGCCUGCUGGAGGUCAUUUUGCAGGGCUCUGGCAGUGCUCCUCCUUGCACAAAGGCGGAGGUAGCGGCCCUGCUGCUGGGUUGUUGCCCUCCUACGGCCUCCUCCACGUCUCCUGAUGUACUGGCCUGUCUCCUGGUAGCGCCUCCAUACUCUGGACACUACGCUGACAGACACAGCAAACCUUCUUGCCACAGCUCGCAUUGAUGUGCCAUCCUGGAUGAGCUGCACUACCUGAGCCACUUGUGUGGGUUGUAGACUCCGUCUCAUGCUACCACUAGAGUGAGAGCUCCGCCAGCAUUCAAAAGUGAUCAAAACAUCAGGCAGGAAGCAUAGGAACUGAGAAGUGGUCUGUGGUCACCACCUGCAGAAUCACUCCUUUAUUGAGGGUGUCUUGCUAAUUGCCUAUAAUUUCCACCUUUUGUCUAUUCCAUUUGCACAACAGCAUGUGCAAUUUAUUGUCAAUCAGUGUUGCUUCCUAAAUGGACAGUUUGAUUUCACAGAAGUGUGAUUGACUUGGAGUUACAUUGUGUUGUUUAAGUGUUCCCUUUAUUUUUCUGAGCAGUGUAUAUAUAAAAAAUAACUGCAUUGUUGGUCAGGGGCUCAUAAGUAAUAAUUUCACUGUUUUAUUCGGAGCAUGUGACUAAUAGCAUUUGAUCUGAUCUAUUUUCCCUUCAUAAAUCACCAGAAACAACUAUUUCACAGUCAUUUCUUUAACACCUACAAGGGCGUUGACCUCAGAACCCAUUGAGUGACCUCCCCAAUAUGCAACUCAAAGUUACGCCCUCGUCGCGCAGUGUAUACCCAUUGAUUAUUGAAUACUUAAAUGUGUGAUCUUUGCUUAUGCUUGAUGGCUUUUUAGAUUAUGACAGAUAAUCCUGCAUUAUUACAAUUCUAAUUGUUUAUUGCAAAUGGGCCCAUAAUUGAUGACUAUAUGUUGUCAACUGAAUCAUGUGGACUCAUCAGACACAGUAAACAACAUACAAUAGGAGUCUCCACAGACUAAAAAUCUAAUUUCAUUGGUUGUGAAGCAGCAUCCGUCUGUUUAUAUAAUGCUCAGAGGAAAGUCUAGGUGCUCAUAGAGCCUGAGACUGAAGGAGGUCGUGCAUGGUUUGCUGACUAUCAUUAGGUGAGAUUAAACUUUUCAUAUGCAUGAUCUAUAUUACACACCAUCAUUUCAUAACCAAUUGUUCAACGAGUCAACAUGACUACAGUGUUUACUUGUCUCUUUGUUUCCCUCAGCUGAAAGGAUCCUGACCAGAGCACAAAAUCAGUGCUUGGUGUUUCCAAUGAAGUAAUACGGAUUAAGGUAUUGAUUGCUGAGAACUAAUUAAAUAAACGCACAAUAUUUGUAGAUAUUAAGGUGAGUAUAAGUUUUAGGUUGAUUGCAUGGAGUCUGUUUAUUCAUACCACUUUUUCAUACUUUCAAAAGAGCAAGAAUAAGGAAGAUGACAUUUCAACACUAUUUUCUUUCUUUGUGACCUUUCAAUCAAGAACCCCAUACAGUAUGACUAGUUGAUGCUACCCCAAUUUUGCUUCAUUUACUUCUGUGAUGUGAAAUUGUUGUUGAUACUAGUCAUGUACAGAAGUAGUUGUUCAAGUUGCACGAUUACAUUUACAUACUAUGAAUAUAUAGUAUAAAAGUUUGAUAAAAACUGUGUUUAUUAAAUGUGUAACUAUUUCAUGAAGAUAGUAAUGGCUUACUAUUUAUAUGGGAAUGUGUUACCAUAGCCAUUUUUCCCUCAAGUGCAUUGUCCUCAUUUGUGUUAUUUUUAGAAAUAAACUGGAUUCCGAUGGGAAGCAUUAUCAGCAGGAUGUGUUGUAUUAUCAGAAGCUCAAUAAUCUGACUCAGACAACGUUUUCAACUAGCAGUUCAGUGUUCCGUCUGUUACAGUAACACUAUUCUUGCAAAACUUUCAUUGAACGCCUAAAACACCAGGUGGAAUGGACUUCUCAAAUACUUCGAACCUCAACAGCACUGUGAAAUCACAGACUCUUUUCUGCUACGAGUCUUUGAGUGGAUCGUGUGUGAGGUUUGCUCGACCCCUGAGCAUUCAGGUUCCGAUGUUCACAUCGAUGGUGUUGGCCAUACUGGUGACUGUUAUUGGGAACCUUCUGGUCAUCACCUCCAUUGCACACUUCAAGCAGCUCCAAACCUCCGUAAACCAACUGCUCGUCUCCCUGGCUGUGUGUGACCUCCUUCUGGGAGUGUUUGUAAUGCCGUGCAGUGCUGUGCGCUCUGUCCAGGGCUGUUGGUACCUAGGAGGGUUUCUGUGUAAGCUCCACACCAGCACUGAUAUUAUGCUGAGCACAUCCUCCAUCUUCCAUCUAUCCUUCAUCUCCAUUGACCGUUACUUUGCUGUCUGCAGACCACUAUCAUACAGACUGAUCAUCACCAAUAACACUGUAUUGAUCAUGAUCACCACCAGUUGGCUGGUCCCUGCCAUUUUUUCUUAUGGAAUGAUCUUCCCUGAGAUCAAUCUGAAAGGCAGGGAGGAUUUCUAUGAAACACAUGUCAAGUGCAUUGGAGGCUGUCAGGUGUUCUUUAGUCCAGUGGCAGCUGUAGUAGCAUCCUCCUUCAGUUUUUACAUCCCAGGCAUGAUCUUGAUUUGUAUAUAUUCCAAGAUAUAUUGGGUUGCCAGGGCUCAGGCCAGGUCCAUUAAAGAUUUAUCUCGUCAGUUUAAAGAGGCAGACUCUGGACGUAGAGAAAGACGAGGGGCAAAUAUUCUGGCAAUAGUAGUUGGAGUGUUUCUAAUCUGCUGGAGUCCCUUUUCCUUGUGCCUCAUCAUUGACCCUUUCAUACAGUACUCUAUCCCCCCGCUGUUGGGGGAUACCCUGGUUUGGUUUGGAUAUUUGAACUCUGCUUUUAACCCUAUUGUCUAUGCUUUCUUUUACACUUGGUUCAGGAGGGCUUUGAGAAUCAUCAUCAGUGGUCACAUCUUUCGCAGAGGUUCUUGUAGAGUUAGAUUGUAUUCUGAGUAAAGUUUCAGUUGACAUUGUAUGUGUUCAAAUAAAUAUAUGAAUUAUUGUGGGAUGUAACAUGUGACAGCUAUGCAACUAAAAGAUAAAGCUUGAGUGAAAAUGUAACAGAAGCUGCUUUUAACCUGUUUCAUAUAAAGCGGUUUGCCUGAAAUAAAUGUAUUUCAAUGCCUGUGA